AUGUCAUCAGGUUCAAAUAUGUCUGCUAAUGGAUCGAAGUCGUUGGCGAUCCCUAAGGAGCAGGAAAGAGGAAGACGGAAAUCUAAUUCAAUUUCCAACGCCAUGCUACAUCAUCAUCGGGAACGAGGAAAUGAAAAGAAAGUUUCAUUUUCAACGUUCGAAAACAGCUCCAGUCAGAUUUUUACACUGGCUUCCAACUCGUCCAGUGACGACGAUUACCAUUACUACGGGUCGAGUGAACUGUACCCUAAUGAUUCCCACGAAGGGAUAUCCACGGCACCAAAAGGGAAAGGACAUCAACAAGAUAGGUAUACGAAGGAGAGCAGUCAUUCGCCACCACAACAUCAUAAUUUUUCGCCGGUACGCAAGAAUUCGUUGAAGAAGUUGUCGUCGUAUCCGGGAGAACGAAUGGGGGUAUCGCAGUCGUUGGACUCUCAGUUACUAGAAGAUCGCAACUCAGGAAGUUCACCUUUGCCGGAAUUCAACAAAAGACCAUUGACAGACACACCUAUAGUGUCGGGAGUUGCGUCGCCAGUGACACGGGACCAGUCGAGUGAUUACGAUGAAACAGACGACGAUGAGGUCAAACAAGACUCGCCAAUGUUGAAGACCAAGAAUAUAUCACACUUGAACUUGACAGACUUGGACGAUAUUUCCUCGAGAAAGGGCUUAAAAGCGCCAAAUCCACACCAAAACAAUAAGUCGGAAUCCAUAUCUCCCAUGACGGUGAAUCAACCGAAGAAAGAGGGAGAUGAAGCGCACGCUGACGGGAACAAACAGGACGAUUUCCAGACACUCAAGAUUAAUAAAGAGGAAAAAGAGGAUUUAUUGCAAGACGUCCCGUUGGACAUGAAGAAGCAGUUUGAAAAGACUCCUUCAUUAGAACACUUGAAAAAUCUUUUAUUGACUAAACCUCCCCCACCAGCACGCAAAACUUAUACUUUAAACAUUCCUGGUCAGACAUCAUCAAAAACUUCACCCGAUGGCCAUAUUGCUUCUGUUGACGUGGGAUCUAAGUUGGUUAUUGUGAUGGUAGGGUUGCCUGCUAGAGGUAAAUCAUAUAUCACGAAUAAGUUGACUAGAUAUUUAAAUUGGCUUCAGCAUGAUUGUCGUGUGUUCAAUGUUGGUAACACUAGAAGAAAAGAUAAAGAAAAUAAUGCCGGUCCUGAAACUAAUCCUUUACCAGAUACAAACACCCCGAAUAACGAGACCAAUACUCCUCCGUCGCAUUCGACUAAGACCACUCCUGCCACUCAUACUGCCGAUUUUUUCAGCCCGGAUAAUAAAAGUACGAAUGCGCUCCGUGAAAAAUGGGCUAUGGAUACUUUGGAUCAAUUAUUGAAUUACGUUAUUGAUGGCUCUGGUUCUGUAGGUAUUUUCGAUGCUACAAAUUCUACCAAAAAGAGGAGAAUGAAAAUUUUAAAGAAGAUUAAAGAGAGAUCACAAGGUGAAUUGAAAGUGUUAUUUUUGGAAAGUAUUUGUUCUGAUCCAGCAAUUAUUGAAUCAAACAUUAGAUUGAAAUUGUCUGGUCCUGACUACCAUUCAAUGGACCCUGAGGUAGCAUUAAAAGAUUUCGUCGGUAGGUUGCACAAUUAUGAAAAAGCAUACGAAACCAUCGAUGACGCGGAAGAAUCUAUUCCGGGUUUCCAAUAUGUUAAAAUGAUUGAUGUUGGUAAGAAGGUUGUCAGUUAUAACGUUCAAGGCUUUUUGGCAUCCCAGACUAUUUACUUCUUAUUGAACUUCAAUUUAUGCGAAAGACAGAUCUGGAUCACAAGGCACGGAGAAAGUGUUGACAAUCUUUCUGGUAGAAUUGGUGGCGAUUCUAACUUAACUAAGAGAGGAGAAAGUUUUGCCAGAACAUUGCUGAGGUUCAUGAAUUUCCAGAGACAAGAAUUCCGCAAACAGCAAUUGGAAAGGUUUUCCACGAGGUUGGAAUUGAGGUACAACUCGAUCUUCGACAAAGAGAAAAACGAAGAAACUAGAGUCGAUAGCAUACCAUCGGAACCAAACUUUUGUGUGUGGACUUCAAUGUUAUAUCGUGCUGUGGAAACAGGUCAAUUCUUUGACGAACAAUUAUUUUCUAUUAAAGAGAUGAGAAUGUUGAACGAGUUAGGCGGUGGAAAAUUCGAAGGUAUGACUUAUAAUGAAAUCCAGAAUAGAUACCCUAAGGAAUUCCAAUCAAGAUUGCAUAAUAAAUUGAGUUAUAGAUAUCCUGGAGUUGGUGGUGAAUCUUAUUUGGAUGUUUUAACCAGAUUAAGACCGCUCAUAACAGAAAUUGAAAGAACAACGGAUCAUUUAUUGAUUAUCUCUCAUCGCGUGGUUUUGAGGAUUUUGUUAGCAUAUUUUCUUAAUCUAGACAAGUCAUCAAUUGGCGAACUAGAUGUUCCACUCCAUACGUUAUAUUGCUUGGAACUGAAGCCUUACGGAACUGACUACCGUAUGUACGAAUACGAUGAAGGCUUAGAUUGGUUUGUCAAAGUUGAACCAGAGCACCAAAAGAACCUAAAGGAAGUAGGGGUAGCCUUCAAAGAGAGAAAGUACUCCGUGGUUCCUACUGCCCCACCAUCCAGUUCCUCCAAGAAGCCGAAGGAUAGAACUUUUAGUAACAAUUCUCGGAACUCCAACUCCGAUUCGUUUGGCUUAAGAAGAAGCUCCAGUUUCGGUUCCCGGCCGGUUGGAAACGCCACCUAUUCUUAUCACAAUAACGAUCAGGCUGCAACAGCAGAUCAAAACAGUACAACCAAUGAUCAUGUGCGAAAUAGGAUAAGUUCUAAAAAAUUAGAGGAUUUGAAUAAACUAAGAAAACCUUAG
This is a messenger RNA of Debaryomyces tyrocola, 2811 nucleotides long. The record is from the annotation of a GenBank genome assembly. Lineage: Eukaryota; Fungi; Ascomycota; Pichiomycetes; Serinales; Debaryomycetaceae.